GUAGUUCUUUGCUGUUGGCACUGACCAUACAAGUAGUACAGUAUUAACUUUUUUUAUGAGUGGAAGAUCUGAUCACAAUGGGGAGUUUUUUCACUAAGAAGAAAAAAGAUACGAGAAUCACCGAACAAGACAAAGCAGUAUUACAACUGAAGGUUCAACGUGACAAACUGAAACAGUACACUAAGAAGCUUGAAGCAAACUUAGUGAGAGAAAAAGAAGCUGCCAGAGCUCUUUUGAAAAAUGGCCGUCGAGAGAGAGUUAAACUUCUUUUAAGAAAGAAAAAAUUCCAAGAAGGAUUAAUCCAGAAAACAGAAAAUCAAUUAGAAACAUUGGAACGGCUGGUCCAUGAUAUUGAGUUUGCACAGAUUGAAGCCAAUGUUUUACAGAGUCUUAAGGAAGGAAAUGAUUCCCUGAAGAAAAUGCAUGAGUUAAUGUCACUUGAAGAUGUGGAAAAGAUAAUGGAUGAAACUGCAGAAGGCAUUAAAUACCAACAGGAAAUUGAUGAACUGUUGGCUGGUGGUUUGACGGAAGAGGAUGAAGACGAUGUCCUUGCUGAACUGGAUGCACUUAUAGAGGCAGACGUUGAACCUGCAAAGAAAGAAGAAUUACCUGAAGACAUUCAGUUGCCAGAUGUACCAGAAGAUAAGCUGGAAGAUAAAAUUGCUGAAAAGAAGCAAAAGGCAGCAGAACCUGUGAUGGUUGCAUCUUGAUAUCAUCUUCAAGAAAGUAAAAAAUAAUGGAUGAACUCUUUAAAAAAAAAACAAUGAAUGUUAAAAAAAAAAAAGCUACGACGAAUUAUUGAUAAAAGAAAGAUUUAAACCAAAUGCUGUGUUCUUUAGCAGCUGCAUUCUCUCAUUGCUCCCAGAGGUAAUAUGAAUGAUUAUAAAUGUCAUUGCUGACAACUUUCAAUGGUCUGAUCAGUGCAGUGACUGAACUAAUGAUAGAGGAAAGCCAAGAAGGAAAUAAUUAACUUAGAAAAAGAAAUCAAGAAGUGGAGACUGACAGAAAACAAAACUAAUCCAAACUGGUGUCCAUUACCUGUCUUUCUUGACAUUGUUUAACACUUUUAAUUAUUUUGUAAUGUUAAAAAAAAUUUAACAAUAAUAAUAAUUAUUAUGAUAAUAAUAAUUCAAUUGAUUCCACUUAAUUGCAUAGCCUCAGUGAAUGGAAUUCUUGUACAAUUUACCAAAUUUGUGUGGUAGAUGACAAAGUGCAAGAUUUCAGUAUAUUAUCAGUCUUAAGAUAUUGUGGAUAUGUUACAUGUGUAUGGUUUAUAUAAUAAAACUUUAUUUACUUACAGUAUGUUUUGUAUCUAUAUAAUUUACUUACGUUCUACUCUGUCUAUCCUCUCAAAAACUAUAAGAAAAUAACUUGGACUUCAUGCAAUGAUGUUCUUCAGUUAUUCAAACUUAGAUAGAUUCUUGUGUAUAGACAGUGAUUUUCAAUUUGCACAUACUUACAUUUAAAGGUUUGCAGGUUAAUUAAUUAGGCCAGUCAUUGACUAAUUUUGUCAAUAAUGAAAACAAAAGAGUGUGUAGUCGUCACUUUAUUUAUAUAAAACAAACUUUUUACAAAUUUUAUCUACAAUAAAGAUUUAUGGAAGAAAUUUAUCAUGCAAUUGAUAAAAAAAUAAAUGAAAUUGAACUGGGAUCUGAAAUUUGAUAUGGAAUAGUAAACAUACAUUGAAUAUAUUUGACUAAUUUGGAACCAUGAAUCUGUCAUUUAACUCAGUAUGGAAAUACAGGGUCCCAGGAUCACAUUCAUUAUCUUAUUAUAUAUUAUAAAUGGUCAGUCGUAUGCAACAUUUUACCAUUUUUUUUUUCUAAAAAUCAGUAAAAAUUGUGCACUUAACUGAAAUUGACUUUGCAUAUAGAAUUAAUUAUUCAAUUUUUUAUGGAUUUGAUGGUGAAUAAUUUGUUGUCUUGUAAUGUUAUGCAAUUAACCAAAUUAUGUAAUUAUCCAGUAUGUAAUUAAGUGGAAUUGACUGUAAAAAUAAUGCUGAUAAUAUUAAUAAUGAUAAUUAUAAUAAAUAAAGUUCUUGCUACUUAUGAUUUCUAAUAUAUUUUCCCAUGUUACAAAUUAUAUAAAAUGAAACAACAAAUUUACAGCAGAUUGUAUGUGUGUGUUUGUUUGUGUGCUUGUGUGUGUGUGUGUGUAAACAGCCUUUUUGCCAUUCUAAAAUUGCUCUAUAUUUCUAUGAUUAUUAAAUGAGAAUCAAAGAUUGUCUCCUGCUUGUCAAUAUUCUGUACAUUGCAUUGUUAUUAAACAAUUGAAGCCUCUAAUUCAGGAUUCUAUUUCAACUUGA
Octopus sinensis (East Asian common octopus) is the source of this 2305-nucleotide messenger RNA. Its product is annotated as charged multivesicular body protein 6-A. The transcript is spliced from 8 exons. The coding region runs from base 78 to 710 and encodes 210 amino acids. Gene Ontology annotation, biological process: late endosome to vacuole transport via multivesicular body sorting pathway; vesicle budding from membrane. Lineage: Eukaryota; Metazoa; Mollusca; Cephalopoda; Octopoda; Octopodidae. The record is from RefSeq and is a predicted model, not a curated record. Gene Ontology annotation, cellular component: ESCRT III complex; multivesicular body.